CUUUGUCCUUUUUUAAUAGUAAUGACACAUCAUUGAUAGGAUACUGACCCUCUUUUGCUGGGAGUCCUCUGCUCCUACAGAGAAAUUGCCAAUCUACCAUGACAAUUGCCUCUGGUACUCUCUCCAUGAGCCUCCUUAUAAAAGAGGGAUUGAGACAGGAUGGCAGAUGCUGAUGAAAGCAAGGCAAGUGCUGCAGAGCAGGUUUCGUCAACUACACACAGUGAAAAAACACAAGAUAACAAGGACACUGCUCACCUGACCUCAGAGGAAAGUGUAGUUAAAAGUGACCAUAAAACUUGUGAUUCUCAAGCAAAUGAAAAUGGAACAGAUAAGAAGGAGGGGAAUCAACCAGACUUCUCAGAGUCACAUGAUUAUGAACUAAUCAAUGGGCAGUAUUAUUACACAGACAGUUCAUCAGGGCAGAGGUACAUGUAUGAAGCAAAUAAGGGUGAGUGGGUUGCAGUGGAUGCCUCUGAAGAGAAACAAGACCAGCAGGUUACCGUGGAUGAUGAAGGAAGAACAUACUAUUAUGCAGAUGAUAUGCAUCUUUGUAGAGACCCACAUGGCAAUGUAUUUUACUGGGAGGAAGAGGAAUGGAAACCAUGGACAGAGAAGGCCUCUGCAAAACCUGAUUCAGCCAGUGAUAAGAAGGACUCUAAGUGGUAUUUUUAUCAGGGGGACGAUACUUUUUACAGAGACAACACGUCAGAUAUUGUGUACAAGUUGAACAAAGAGACCAAUGAGUGGCAGGUACAUGAGGGGAAACUCAAGAAGAAGAGGCCACGUAUUGACGAGGAAGAAGAGUUUGAUACCGAAUCUGAAGAUUCUGAUGAAGAGGAAGGGGAUGGUACAGCUCCUCCAGGGGUGAAGAAUGAUCCCAACAUUGAAUAUGAUGGAGUGACCUACACCAAGCGUGACCCGAGCGACAACAUGGUGUAUGAGUGGGAUGUAAACAGACGAGCAUGGUUCCCAAAGUUAGAUGAAGACUUUAUGGCUACUUAUCAGCUGUCUUAUGGGUUUAAUCCGGAUGGCACAAAGAAUGAGAAUCCGUUGAAAUUUGAUGAUGAAGAGGAAAAGGAGGCUGCAAGAUUAGCAGAAGAGGAAGAAAAGAAAAAGGCUGAAAAGUUGAAGGAAGGAAAGAAGAAACCAACCUGGUUUGAAAUUGAUGAUGCCCGCAACAACAAGGUGUAUGUGAGCAAUCUCCCAGAAGAGACAACAGAGGAAGAAUUUUUAGAACUAAUGCAGAAAUGUGGCAUGGUUCUAAAAGAUGUUAUGUCAAACAAGUACAAGGUCAAGAUGUACAGAGACGGAGAUGGAAACUUCAAAGGGGAUGCUCUCUGUACCUAUAUAAAG
Penaeus vannamei (Pacific white shrimp) is the source of this 1353-nucleotide messenger RNA. NCBI's taxonomy places the organism in Eukaryota, Metazoa, Arthropoda, Malacostraca, Decapoda, Penaeidae. The record is from RefSeq and is a predicted model, not a curated record.